AUGAUAGACGGUCAACAAACGAUCAUGCCUAGCAGAUCUUACUGGGAUAUCGUCAUUCGCUCAGAUGGUAACGAUGGGGUUUCUAAAUGUCCUCCCCCGACCGGAGAAGCUACAAACAGUUUGACACCUCGGGAAUCAUCGGCGACGACCCCUCCCUUCGGUGAUGAAGAGGAUUCAUCGAUGUGCGAACAAUCAGCGUCUCAGUCUUUCUCACUUCCAUCAGGAUCGGACAAACCUGUGAAUAAGUUGAAUGCUGAAAUGACUGAUGAUUCUGCAAGCUUAGCGUGUUUCCAUAUAAUUCCUAUGAUACGAGAUAUCAUAAAACGCGUGCAUCGUUCUACGUACCACUUUCGGGAAGUAUUGAUCAGAACAAUGAUUCAACCGUGCCAACGUUUAGAACAACCAGUGGUCAUUCUUGCGAUCGUUGUAGAUCUCAAAAACACAAAUUGGAGAAUAAUGGUUGAUAGGGAAGCAUUUUACCGUGUGGAAAAGGGAAAAUCUCAAAAGGGGACUCCAAUAUCACGGUGCAUUCAGUCUGCUCCAAUCUCCCGUAACGGAGGCAGCGAUCCAAUAUGGACCGAUAGCAGCUCGCGACUUUGUUACCCAAGAGUACCUGCCUCAACCAGUCAAGAAACUCCUGUGGAACAGGCAGGAUCCACCAUGGACGUCAAUGAAGAUAUAUGUAUCUACCAACGGGUAGAACAAGAUAGGUCAACCUGCACAUCCUCGACGGCUCAAGUUGGAGAAACGUUCUUUUUACCAUCUAAAAAGCUUCCAUUACAACAAAAGGAGAGGGACUAUUUCCCAUCAGGAAGAUGUGAGCCGAGAUUUUUCAAGGAUGAGUUCCGCCAAUGUCACGACCCAUUCACAGGUCGUAACAACGUCUUUGAGCCAGUCAAAGCAGAGCUAAAACAUCCUUACGGAGUGGAGAUGAGUUGGGAAACCAUCCUUCAAUAUUGGCUGAGCAACCACAAACCACGAAAUAUUACCAGGCGUGUUCCUGUUGCAUAA
Messenger RNA from Tremella mesenterica DSM 1558, 1011 nucleotides. RefSeq lists its product as uncharacterized. NCBI's taxonomy places the organism in Eukaryota, Fungi, Basidiomycota, Tremellomycetes, Tremellales, Tremellaceae. The record is from RefSeq and is a predicted model, not a curated record. The transcript is spliced from 4 exons. Bases 1 to 1011 code for a protein of 336 amino acids.